UUCGCUGGAUGGUCAUGGCGGCGGCAGAGGGCGGAGGGCGGUGCCGGCUCCGCCUUCCAUGAGGUGCAGUAGAGCCUAGCUUACGACACUAACUUGAUUGAGCUGGCCAGGCCGCGGCCUCUGAGCAAGGUGCUCUGAAGUCGCUGCGGUUCGGCCUCCUCCGCCCAGUCAGCGCACUCUUCCUGCCUCACACACCUAUCUUUGCCAACUUUUACCAUCAGGCCUUAACCAGGCAAAAACUGACAGGAGGACAUGUCCGGACCGGGUAGCUACCAGUCGAAGGAAAAGAUCCACCCCCAUUUUCUGAUUGGCUCCUGGGAGGGACCUGCCACUUCCUGACACUCUCAUUGGCUUAGGUGACAGAGGCGUGGUGAGCAUGCCAUACCAUCCUCGCCCUCUUUUCAUUGGCUCAGGGGUGUGGCCCAUCUUGCUUCGGCUUCCUCAUUGGCCUACUACAGUUCUUGGGGGCGGGGCCUUCGUGGAUGAAGACAACAAAGGGUCGCCGAUCUCCAGCGGGCGGCAGGCGGCGGUGUUCCAGUCUUCCUUACUCCGUUCAGCAGAGGCUCGUCGGCCUCCCGCUAGUCCCACUCCAGAUGAAGUGUGAGCACUGCACACGAAAGGAAUGUAGUAAAAAAUCAAAAACUGAUGACCAGGAGAAUGUGUCCGUUGAUGUGCCCAGCCCAGCCCAGGAGAAUGAAGAGAAGGGAGAAUUCCAUAAGUUGGCAGAUGCAAAAAUAUUUCUGAGUGACUGCCUGGCCUGUGACAGCUGUGUGACUGUGGAGGAAGGUGUCCAGCUUUCCCAGCAGAGUGCCAAGGAUUUCUUCCAUGUCCUGAAUCUUAAUAAGAGAUGUGACACCUCAAAGCACAAAGUUCUGGUUGUGUCUGUGUGUCCUCAGUCUCUGCCUUAUUUUGCUGCUAAAUUCAAUCUCAGUGUCACUGAUGCAUCUCGAAGACUGUGUGGCUUCCUCAAAAGUCUGGGAGUGCACUAUGUAUUUGACACAACAAUAGCUGCAGAUUUCAGCAUUCUGGAGAGUCAGAAGGAAUUUGUACGCCGGUAUCACCAGCACAGUGAGGAACAGCGUGAGCUGCCCAUGUUGACCUCUGCCUGUCCUGGUUGGGUCAGAUAUGCUGAGCGGGUACUGGGACGCCCCAUCAUCCCAUAUCUUUGUACUGCCAAGUCCCCUCAGCAGGUCAUGGGCUCCUUGGUGAAGGAUUAUUUUGCCAGACAGCAGAGCCUGGCUCCAGAGAAAAUCUUCCAUAUUGUUGUGGCUCCCUGCUAUGAUAAGAAGCUGGAAGCUCUUCGAGAGGGACUUUCUCCUACUUUAAAUGGUGCUAGGGGCACUGACUGUGUGCUGACGUCAGGUGAAAUUGCUCAGAUAAUGGAGCAAAGUGACCUCUCUGUGAAAGACAUUGCUGUGGAUACUUUGUUUGGAGACGUGAAGGAAAUGGCAGUACGACGUCACGAUGGAGUGAGCUCAGAUGGGCAUCUGGCUCAUGUCUUCAGACAUGCAGCCAAGGAGCUGUUUGGCGAGCACGUGGAGGAGAUCACCUAUCGUGCGCUGAGGAACAAAGACUUCCAUGAGGUCACCCUUGAGAAGAACGGGGAGGUCUUACUGCGCUUUGCUGCAGCAUAUGGCUUUCGCAAUAUACAGAACAUGAUCAUGAAGCUCAAGAAGGGCAAAUUCCCAUAUCACUUUGUGGAGGUCCUUGCAUGCCCCAGAGCUGUGUGCCCUGAGGUAAAGCUCCCUCAAGAGGCCAUUCCACAGGGAAGAAGAGGUCCACUUGUAUGUGUCUUUCAGGAUGCUUAAAUGGCAGAGGCCAAGCACAGACAGAGGAUGGCCACACAGAUCGUGCGCUACUGCAGCAAAUGGAAGGGAUCUACUCCGGCAUCCCCGUGUGGCCCCCAGAGAGCAGUACACAUGUGCAGGAGUUGUACCAGGAGUGGCUCGAGGGUACUGAAUCCCCCAAAGUCCAGGAGGUGCUGCACACCAGCUAUCAGAGCUUGGAGCCUUGCACAGACAGCCUGGAUAUCAAGUGGUGACAAAGCCAGAAGGGCAGGAGGGGACAGCUCUGAGUGCAGAGUGGUGGGUGCUUCAAGAAACAGCGGGUCACUGCAGCUUUGCCAGCACUCCAGGACAUGCAGUUUCAUGUGGUGCUAUCUUUGUAGCGUGUGAGGGAGAAGAAUGUUUGCACGUGGGAGGAGCAUUUUCCCUCUCUGCCUAUCCUUGUAUCCCAAGAUUGUGAGAAAGAUCCCAAAGAUUCAAAAUGUGUUCUUACAGAAUCAAGACCCUGGGCUUGUGAUCCACGAGCCUAAGAUUAUUGCUUCAGGAAUGGAGACACCAGGAAGGGCUAGGCUGCUGUACAGUGGAUAACUAUGGCCUUUACAGAGGCCCAUCUUCUGGCCCAAUUGGCUCUUUUACUUGUAUACAUUUUUUGAAAAUAAUUUUGAAUUCUAGGGCCAGCAAGACAGCUCACUGGUACCAACCUUAGUUUGAUCUACAGAGCCCACAUGUGGCAACAAAGGCACCAUGGUAUGCGUACAUACCACUGAGGCCACACUCUCCAAAACAGCUAUGAAGGAAAUUAUCCCGGUUGUAAGUCAUAGUAACAGUGAGCCGUAUUCUUCACAGUCACCGAAGGUCAGCAGCCAUUACCACCUUGGCAAGCAGGACCGCUGGUGUGUGUGAGCCACUCACCCUUCCUUUUACUGGACCUGAGACUCAGCUUCGGGGGCCUCACCUCAGAAGAAAGGCACUGAGAACAGCAUGUACGGCGCUCUGCAUUUGAUGCAAUGUAUAUUUAAAAAUAAACAAGUAGAGAAGUAAGAGGGUUGCCCACCUAGGCUUUGGGGUUUUAGGGGUGGUGCAGCUCACUGGUUAUUGCUGUGGGGUAGGAUAAUAGAACAAAGGCUCCAUAGACCCUGGAGUGGGUGAACACCUUUGUAAUGUCCAUCCCUGUAAACUCCUCCCCAGUGCCUUUUCAUACAAAUAGGCCCGGAGUAUCCUCCCCCCACCCCCCACACAUGCACACACACACACACACAAGGCCCACUGGUCUAGACAGCAUCCCUUCAGCCCUCACUACUGCUAGUGUGAGCAUGCCUUAGGGGAAACAGUAUGUUCACACACAGAAAGAGCUGCCCGAUGGUGAAAUUCACAAAAUCAUGUGACACAUACUAGAGUCCAUCCAGGAGAUAAAGGGGUUUGAUGAAGCCCCUGAAUUUUGCUCAGUAUGUGACUACCUUGACCCUCAGUUUUUUUGUUAGCCCUGGCUUAUGUUUUGUUUCUCCUGUGAAUCUGUCUAGGAACAUAACUGGAUAUGUUAUUGUAAACCAGUGGUUCUCAACCUGUGGGUUGUGACCCCCCAUAAAGGGGCCACAUGUCAGAUAUUUACAUUAGAAUUCAUAACAGUAGUGAUGCUACAGUUAUGAGGUAGCCAUAAUAAUUCUAUAAUUGUUGGGGGUCAUCAUAACAGGAAAAACUAAAGGGUCACAGCAUAGGAAGGUUGAGAACUACUGUUAUAAAUUAUGAAUUUUUUGCUUUCAGUCUCUAUGCCUUGGGUAUCUAUCCCCAAAGUAACUGGUUAUGGAAUAAACAAUGCAAUGAAGUCUUGA
Rattus norvegicus (Norway rat) is the source of this 3613-nucleotide messenger RNA. RefSeq names its product nuclear prelamin A recognition factor (gene Narf). Lineage: Eukaryota; Metazoa; Chordata; Mammalia; Rodentia; Muridae. Gene Ontology annotation, cellular component: nucleus. The record is from RefSeq and is a predicted model, not a curated record.